AUGGAUCAUCUUAGUCCACAAUCCACAGGAGGCGAUGGGAGCAUACGGCUACAGAUUGAUGACUCCGGUGGAAGCGACACCAUAUUUGAUCCUUCAAGAGAUGGUGAUCCAUUGGGAAACAGAGAAAGCAGCAAUGUAGACCCUGGUUCUCCAUCAAAACCAAAUGUCAAUGCACCAGAGAAGGAGAUAACUCUAUUCUCUCUUCAACUUGCACUUCUCGAGAAAUUAGCCACUGCGUUAGGAGCUAUGGGAUUCAUCUGGGCAACCGUUAUUCUUCUUGGUGGUUAUGCCAUUACACUAUCCAAAAUUAAUUUCUGGUUCAUCACCGUCAUACUCUUAAUUGAAGCCGCCAGAAUCUUCAGCCGCAGUCAUGAGCUUGAAUGGCAACACCAGUCUACAUGGACGAUUGCAGAUGCCAGCCUUCAUAGUUUCGAAUCACUGAAAUCAAGCUCCAAUUUGAUUGUUCGAAUCAUAAGAGGAAUUAGCGGGUCAAUUUCUGAUCCUGAAAGCGAAAGCAGAAAACCCAACGAGGCAAGACCUAGAAAACAGUUAAGUGGUGGCCGAGAACUCAAAGAGAAGAUCAAAGAGGACAGAAUCAGCAAUCCGUCAAGACGUACAUGGAAAUCAUCAGAGGUUCCCCUGUUUCCAUUAAUAGGUUGGAUUUUUCUAUCUAAGAACAUCAGUAAGUUAUUCUAUUGGCUUCAGUUUUUAUCUGCCUUAGCAUGUAUGGCGCUUUCAGUGAUGGGGUUCGAUAAGUUGAGUUAUAGUAACGCAAUUCCAACAAGCGACAAAGCUACGAACGAGAGAGCUGCUCUGGAUAUCUUUUAUGGUUUGGCCUUGGCCGAAGCUUUCUUGUCUCUGUUAGGGAAAGCCUAUUGGGAAUGGACGAUAACACAUCGGAAACUGCUGGAAAAGGUGGACAAGGAGUGCGAUAUUGGAAUGAUUUCUCUCAAAAGGUUCUUCUAUGAUGCCUAUGCGGAAUGUAUUAAUAAAAGCAUCUUUGAUGGCUUAAAGCUGGAUUUAGUUUCUUUUGGUAUGGAGCUUUUGGCCUCCCAAUCCAGGGAGGAGCAGCUAAUUGGGGCUGGAAUUCUUCAGAAGUUCUCGAAUAAUCCCCAAUUCUCUGGUGAUACACUGCAGAAGAUUGGCACAUCUACAUCGGUUAUUGAAAGAUUGAUAGAGAUGUUGAACUGGAAGAACCCACAAGAAGCAGAGAUCAGGCGAGCAGCUGCACAGAUUUUGUCCAUACUAGCUGGAAAAAGGCAAAACUCUCUUCGAGUUGCAGGGAUUUCUGGUGCAAUGGAAUCUAUAUCAUCUUUGAUUUACGCUCAACGUAGCUCCAACGGUGUAUUUGAUGAAAUUGGGGAGAAAGUGUUGGUUUUUGAUCAAGAAAAUUAUGAGUUUUCUACCUUUAGCCAAUUGGGUCUCACCAUUCUCAAGAAACUUGCAGGCGACCACGAUAAUUGUGAGAAGAUCGGUAACACAAGAGGCCUUCUGCUCAAAAUUGUUGACUUCACACAUACUGUAGAGGAGGUGCUCAAGAACAGCACUGACACAGAUUAUAGGAUAUUGGCAGUGAAACGAUCCCUGCAAGUGUUGAAGUUGCUCACAAGAACAUCUGGUACUGUGGGCAAGCGUCUAAGGCAAGAGAUUGUGGAGAUUGUUUUCACAGUAAGCAACAUCAGAAAAAUUCUCAGGUUUGGUGAGAAGUUCCCAAAACUUCAACAUUUGGGAAUCAAGAUCUUAACUAGUUUGGCCUUCGACAUUGAGGCAAGAGAGAGGAUUGGGAGCACAGGCGGAAUCAUUAAAGAAUUGUUCCGCCUUUUCUUCGAAGGGCCAAAUUCCGAAGAACAUAAUCAUGUGAGGGAUGCAGCAGGGGAGGCAAUUGCAAUGCUUGCACUGGAGAGUGAUAAGAACUGCUUUAGGAUAUUGAAUCAGAAGGUACUAACAAAUCUCGUGAGGGCACUCGAAGUUGAAGAGCUUCGCAUCAAUUCAGCCAGAAUUUUAAGGCAUUUGUGUAAAUUCGCUGGCGAAGAUUGUUUUGAACAAUUAAGGGAAGUCUCUGCUGCUGCACCCACAGUGUUGAAGGCGAUAAUGUCAGAAGAGAACAAACCACAAGAAGUAAUGCUCGGGCUCGCGACACAGGUGUUCGGAAUCAUGACUCCUGAAGAAGCAAGUUUCACGUUUGAUCAGACUGGAAUUGACGAGACCAAAUUAUCAAAGAAACUCUUAGAUAUUUUGAAAAUGUUCCAAUACCCAUCGUCCAAGGUUCCUAGAAUGAGGAGAUUUGCGAUUGAGCUAGCAAUUUUAAUGAUGAGAAACAACAGAGCAACGAUUGGAACUUUCAGAGGUCUUAGAAUGGAGGAGGAGCUUGAGAUUCUAAGAGAGACCACAUCAGAGAUCGAAAGCUUUAACAUUUUCUCUGGAACCAUUGGACUUAGUCGGCACAACAUACCAAUUCACUCACUUGUUGACCACGCACUUGACUUGCUGGCAACAGAUGGAUGAAAUGUUGAAUUAUGUUGCUCACUUUGCAAAUCCAACAAUUCGUUUCCAUAAAUAAGUUGUAUAUAUGUUUCAAUUUGUUUUUGUACAUUCGUUUCAAUCUGCUUC
Molecule: messenger RNA, 2610 nt
Organism: Telopea speciosissima
Lineage: Eukaryota; Viridiplantae; Streptophyta; Magnoliopsida; Proteales; Proteaceae
Exons: 2
Coding region: 1-2505 (834 amino acids)
Molecular function (GO): protein binding
Source: RefSeq, a predicted model, not a curated record